Molecule: messenger RNA, 2418 nt
Organism: Glarea lozoyensis ATCC 20868
Lineage: Eukaryota; Fungi; Ascomycota; Leotiomycetes; Helotiales; Helotiaceae
Product: NAD(P)-binding Rossmann-fold containing protein
Exons: 2
Coding region: 1-2418 (805 amino acids)
Biological process (GO): chorismate biosynthetic process
Molecular function (GO): 3-dehydroquinate dehydratase activity; 3-phosphoshikimate 1-carboxyvinyltransferase activity; shikimate 3-dehydrogenase (NADP+) activity
Source: RefSeq, a predicted model, not a curated record
AUGGCGGUGGAAACGCAACUCGAGUCGCCUAUGGUGGGCUCGACUCUGAAACUGGACUCUAGGCCGCAAACACCCACCACAAGACAAUUCCCUUCCACCGCAUCGAUUGUUCUCAUUGGAUCGCGCGGAGCUGGAAAGAGAACGUUGGGAUUUAUUGGGGCAACUCAUCUAGGUCGGCGCCUGGUGACAGAGGAUUAUUUCUUUCAACAAGCAACGGGCAUCUCCCGUGGUGACUUUCUUCGACGGUAUGGAAACCGUGAAUUUUAUCGCAGGAAUGUGGAGGUAUUGAGGCAGAUGCUGGAAGAACACCGCACCGGAUGUAUCAUUGAGUGCGGGAUGGGCAGUCUCUCGAACCAGGCUCAAAAAGCUCUUCGAGAAUUUUCAAAGACAAAUCCAGUCAUAUAUGUCACGAGAGCGAAGCACAGAAUACGCUCUUUACUUCGGCUCAGUGAUGAAGAAUCUGCUCGUCUGGAGACCGCAGAUAUGUCUCACAGGAGUUGCUCCAACCUGGAAUACUACAACCUCUACGACCCUAGCUGUGAUGGCAUUGACACUCCCCCCGAGAACGGGCUUGGAAGUAAUUCUUCGCGAUUGAAAUAUGUCAAGGAGGACUUUUCCAAUUUCUUGGAUUUCUUAACUGGACAAGGUGUGAUUCGAACGAGCUUAGAAAGCCCAUUUUCGAUAGCAGCUCUGCCUCCAGAGUGCAGAUCUCACACCUACGCUUUAUCUCUCCGUUUAUCAACAAUUCCUGAUCUGGACUUGGACCAACUCGAAGCUGGAGCUGAUGCUGUACAACUCAAAAUCGAUAUGUGGUCAGCUGAUCUUCAGACCAUUAUGUCGAAGCAAGUUGCAAACAUCAGACGAAAACUCGGUGUACCUAUCAUCUUUCACGUUGAGGAUUAUGUUUUUGGCGAGUCGUCGCUCUCGACGGUAGAAAAAGAGCGUGCUUAUUUUGAGCUUCUCGAAUGUGGGCUACGUCUUGGAGUCGAAUACCUGGUGGCGGAUCUCAAAUAUUCUUCGGAUCGUGUUGCUCAUCUUGUUCGCUCUGCAGGUCCUACCAAGAUUAUCGGUCAUUAUUUGGCACGAGAAGAAAAUUCUUGGGGAUGGGAUGACGACAAUCGCAUGAUCCAAUACCGGAAAGCUCAGUCGUUGGGAUGUCAUAUUGUACGCUUCGUUCGUGCAACUUCGAAACCAAGCGACAACGACACCGUCCGGGACUUUUUGAAAAAGGUUGAAUAUAUUCCGGAUAGAUUACCGGUGAUUGCAUACAAUCUGGGAGAACAUGGACGACCUUCUCUGAUUGCCAAUCGAAUUUUCACUCCAGUCACACAUCCCCUCAUGCAGACCACCAUAAGUAAAGCCAAAGUGCGUCAGUUCCUUCCAACAGCCGCUGAAGCUGUUCAAGCGCUAUAUCAGUCUAGGAUUCUUGAUCCGCUUCAUUUCUUUCAUUUAGGCGCGAGUGUGUUCUACAGUCUGUCUCCUGCCAUGCACAUGGCAGCUUAUCGAGUGUGCGGUAUGGAUAACGAUUUUCGAUCACUUCAAGUGUCUUCACUUGAACACAUCCAACAAAUCUGCCAGGAUCCAUCUUUCGGUGGGGCAGCAAUCACUCAGCCAUUCAAGGUCCAAACAAUGAGCAGAAUUGCUGCGAAAAGUUAUCAUGCAAAGGCUAUCGGAGCUAUCAAUACGCUGUUACCACUGCGGUUGCUUUCAAACCAUCAGUCCCUCGAUGGAAGCAUGCAUUCUCUCCUUCGACAAGCAAAUCAAAGAGGUAAAGCUGGUCGCAUUGUUGCUUACUAUGGCGACAACACGGAUUUCAUUGGUAUCAUGACUUGUAUCCGUCGCAACAUUUCCCCAAGAAAUGUCGUUCAGCCGUCAAAAACGACAGGACUUGUGAUUGGUGCAGGAGGUAUGGCUCGGGCAGCAAUAUACGCCUUAAUACAACUAGGCUGCAGAAAGAUUUUUCUCUUCAACCGUACAGUUGAGCAUGCAGAAGAAGUUGCUCUUCAUUUCAAUGCCUGGGCAUCAGGACUGAGCAGUGACGGUAAAGUUGUCCAUGUCUUGAGAUCCGCUCGAGAAGAAUGGCCAACGGGAUUCAGACAACCAACGAUUAUCGUUUCGUGUGUCCCCGCUCGAAGUGUAAAUGAUGAAGCACCAGCAAACUUCGAGAUGCCUUUACAAUGGCUUCAAAGUCCCAGCGGAGGUGUUGUUGUUGAGUUAGCAUAUCUACCACUCGAUACGCCAUUGUUGAAGCAAAUUCGCAUGGUACGAGAGGAAACCCAACAAGCGUGGGUGAUUGUUGACGGACUUGAGGUUCUACCUGAGCAAGCGAUCGCACAAUUCGAGUUAAUGACUGGAAGGAAAGCUCCGAAGAGGCGCAUGAGGAUGGAGGUCCUCGAGAACUAUCAUCGAUAUGAGUGA